UCUCUCUCUCUCUCUCCCCCCCUCUUUUCUUUCUUUUCUCCUCUUGGUAAUCUCUUCCAUCUGCUUUGUUGUUUCCCCUCUCUCAUUCUUCUUGAUAUCCGAUGACCUAUAGCUAAUUGUCUCUUCAUAUCAUCGACAGUCAGUCGACACCUGAAGGUGACAAAAGAAAUAAGGAGAGAUCGAUCCUAUAGGUAGGGCGGCCGUUAUUAGGCAGAUCGGGAGAUGACACCGGUGGCAGCUGCAGCAGUAGGUGGAGGGGCAAACAAAAAUAACAGCAACAUGGGAUCAGCAGCAGCAGGUCAGCAGUUCGGCGACACGACAUACACUAAGGUGUUCGUAGGAGGGUUGGCUUGGGAGACGCAGAAGGACACCAUGAAGAAGUACUUUGAGCAGUUCGGUGACAUCUUGGAGGCUGUGGUCAUCACUGACAAGGCCACCGGCAGGUCCAAGGGCUACGGUUUUGUGACGUUUAGAGAGCCGGAAGCAGCAAUGAGGGCAUGCGUGGAUGCGUCGCCUGUGAUAGAUGGGAGAAGGGCUAACUGCAAUCUUGCAUCUCUUGGUGUCCAGAGAUCCAAGCCUUCCACUCCAAAACACGGAGGAGGGAGAAGCUUAAGGGUGAUGGGGGGAUAUGCAGGAGUCUUUCAAGCGGCAGCCGUGGGUAUGGGCGGCGGUGGAGCAGCAUUUCCAUCAGCGACCUCCUUCUCUCAUUAUGCCAUCCAACAAGGCAUCCCCUUCCAUUCGUAUGCUGCCGCGGCCGCCAUAACCGGCGGGUACUCUGCCUAUUCGACAGAUUACAGUUACCCCACGAGCUAUUAUAAUGUGUAUGGAGGAGCAACGGUCCAAUGUCCCAUGUAUAGCAGUGGGCUAAUGACUGGAGGAGUCGCCGGGUUCUAUCCAUAUCCCACGACUACUUCAGCCACCACUGCCAGCGUCACCACAACAGGUCAACUCGGGGAGACAGCAACUGGAAGCAGCGGCGGCUUGUAUACAUCGGCCCACCAGAACUACGGGCUCCAAUAUCCUCACGGCUCUCACCUAUUCCAGUAUUCGACCCUCAAUUCCGCUGCUACUGGGUAUCCCCAGCACUAUGCUUCGCCCAUGUCCAUUGCACCCUCCCCUGCUCUCCACUCUGCAGUUUGUUUUGCUGUGCCACAGGCAUAAAAAUGGCUCUCCAUGCAACCAUACCACAUCGCUAGAGAGGAGCGGUUCCCCCUUGUAUGCAGCAUUUUGGCAUCUGGCUUUUCGUCAUCAGCCAGACCUCAUCCCCAAUAUCUACAUAUGCACAAACCAUUUCUUCUCCCUACCUCGCUGCAACCAGCUGUCUCUGCCUAAAUCCUAACCAUGGGUAUUCCGUCUAUCUCGCUAACCUACGAAAGCCAUUGCAUUGCAUAAUGCAUCAUCAUGGCUUUUGAUCAAGUUAGUCCAACAUCACAUGUGGCAUUGCCCCACGUCGGGGCUUUCCAUCCAAAAAGCAAAAGAAAAAAGAAGGGUACACACAUCCGAAUCGGAGAUGGAGUUGUAGUGCCCGUGUCUCCCAUUUGCAUCAUCAGUUCUCUCCUUGCAUUGUUUUUUCAGAACAAGGAUUGAGUCGUGUCUACUUUUCUAAAAACCACGACGGAUGUGGUUCUUCAGAGAUUACACUAACUCAAAGCCACUCCAGACUGCAUGCUCAGAUACUUCAAGUUGGAGAAUCUUUUGGGUCCAUCAUUUUCAGCUGUCUUGGGGCUCCAGGAAUGCUCUCCCUUGACAAAAAUGGGAAAAAGAGAUCAGAAGGUUAAAUUGAUGGGAAUUGGCUAAAAAGCACUGUGGGGAAAUCAGUGGUUUUCAGCUUCUGGUUGCUGCUUACCAAGAAAAAGAAAUGAAGAUCUCUUUUCCCGUCCCCAUGUAAAUUUCAAGCAACUCCCAGUGACGGCAACAGGUGUAAGCCCGUCCCACUACUUAUAUCAGCCGUUGUCACUUCAGUAUUUAGUCCUCUUCAGCAGAGUUAGAGGAUAGGUCAUGUAGAUGUAGGAACAUAUAGCUGUAGAUGCAUGCAGUUGGUGUGGUGGUAACAUUAGUGGUCUUUAUUUCAAAUCUCCUCACCUGACCUUUACCUGUAGGAAAAAAAGGUAGAUAUAGCUGUUAGUUAGGAAUUUGGCAGAUCCUCCCAUCAAACUGAAGGGGGUUAUGGUCAAUGGGCUGGCAUGCCCGAGAGAUUUUGUUGUGUUAACAUCUAUCUGCCAAUUAGGUCAGUUUAGCCCUUGUAAUUCCAUGAUAUUAUUAGGCAGUUAGUUGAAUAUCAGCCUUUAGGGGAAGGGUGAUAUGAUCCUAAACUAGAGUAGCUUAUCAAUAAUCCAGCUAAGUGCUGCAGCUCUGUGAGUCUGUCUAAUUAGGGCUAAUUUUUUUAUGAUCAGUGUUGUAAAUUUCAGGUUCAAGAUGGGGUUAAGACUUUGGGAGGAUUAGCCCCUCUUUCGUGCUAGGAUAAGUAGAAGUUCUUUAGAAGUGAAUGUAUCUUGCAUAUUCUUUCGCACGGUAGCCUUUUCUCAGUUACUGACUUUCAUACAUACAUUGUCUUCUCGAGAACUCCACUAAUGGAGGUGGAGAGCUCAGAGCAUUGCAUGCACACGACUCAUGAGGGACGUAUUUUGGAAUUCCCUCUUGGGUCUCCUCCCCUCUUCCGCACGUCCGCCUCUUCAACUGGAAAGGAAGGUCCACCAUGGUUAGGACUUAGCUUAUUCUCAGCUCAUCUCCCUCUCUCUCUCUCUCUCUCUCUCCACCUAUCCCUCUCUCCCCAUUUGCAGCUGUGUUGGUGUUCAAUUUAAUGGACUUCGAUAACUGAUAAUGGUUACUUUCCUCUUUAUAUAUAUGUGUGUGUACGGACGAGUACAAGACUGUUUUGGGUUGUGAUUAAUUAGUAGGACCUUAUAUGGGUUGUGAUUCAUUCAUCUCCAUGGUGGUUGAUGAUGGAUCUCUUCUGAUGUUCUUGUGAUUUUAAUUCGGACAAUUAUAUAUAUAUAUAUAUAUAUGCUUUAAUCAUGUAUUUUUAAUGA
This is a messenger RNA of Punica granatum (pomegranate), 3029 nucleotides long. Lineage: Eukaryota; Viridiplantae; Streptophyta; Magnoliopsida; Myrtales; Lythraceae. The record is from RefSeq and is a predicted model, not a curated record.